AACACAGUGAUACACUCUAGAGAAGGUUCCCUUCAAACGUUUAGUCAGCUAUUCAGUUCGCAAUGAGUAAGGGGCGAUACGUGCAAAGAAUCAACACCCAAACCCGUAAUUUAACGGUGGGGUAGACUUGUGGAAAAAUGUGGAUCCGCGUCCAAGAGAGUUUAUCAGUUCAGAAAGACAAGUUUUUCGAGGAAUGGAAUCUGGGUGUAAUUUUGUGAUCGAUGUGGAGCCAAAGUGGAAGCCGGUGUCCGGAGUUGGACUAUUUCCCAGGGCAUAGAUAGUGGCUCGCAGGGGAGGGACGGUGGUCAUGCCUCACUUACUUGGGUUCCUGUCUGGCCAGGAGCUGGGGCUGAAGCUUCUGGUCUUGAUUUCUCUCUGGCAUUUUCUGUGUUCAGAAGAACUGAAGGCAACAAGAUGGCCCCUCUACUCCCAGAAGCCUUUGAUCUUGGCCUGGAAUGCCCCCACCGAGGACUGCACCCCUCGACAUGGAGUCCGCUUCCAGCUGAACCAGUUUGACAUUGUAGCAUCGCCCAAUGAGGCCUUCGUCCGUCAGAACCUUACCAUCUUCUACAAAGACCGCCUGGGUAUGUAUCCAUACUAUGAGCGUGAUCGGGUGGCAAUAAAUGGUGGCAUCCCACAGAGUGCCAGUCUCACUCGCCACUUGGAGAAGAUGCCGGAUGAUGUAGGCUACUACAUACGUGACCGCACGGCAAAGGGCCUUGCUGUCAUUGACUGGGAGGAGUGGCGUCCUCUGUGGAUCCGUAACUGGGAUACCAAGGAUGUGUACCGGAACCACUCACGACGCCUGGUAGCCAGGAAGAACCCAACUUGGACACCGGACCGCGUGGCUAAAGUGGCACAGCAGGAAUUUGAGCUGUCAGCCCAAAAGUUCAUGCUGGAGACCUUGCGGACUGCCAAGAGCUUGCGGCCGGGGCAGCUGUGGGGCUUCUAUCUCUUUCCUGACUGCUACAACCAUGACUACCGCAGCGGACUGGAGAACUACAUGGGCCGCUGUCCAGAUGUGGAGAUGGCACGCAAUGAGCUGCUGCGCUGGCUGUGGACGGAGAGCACUGCACUCUUCCCCUCCAUCUACAUGGCUACAGCACUCAGCUCCACCCUUUCUGGACGACAGUUUGUCCGCAACCGAGUGAAGGAGGGCAUGCGGCUGGCAUCAACGGGUAACGGGACAGCGCGGCCUGUCUUUGUGUACACACGACCCACCUAUGCCAAUGAGCUGGUGCUGCUAACAGAGAAUGACCUGGUCUCCACUGUUGGGGAGAGUGUAUCUUUGGGGGCAGCAGGAGUCAUCCUCUGGGGUGAUGCUACCUACGCCAGCAGCAACGCCAGCUGUUCCAGGCUGAACGCAUACUUGCGCGGGCCACUGGGCCGCUACCUGCUGAACGUUUCCACGGCAGCGGAGCAGUGCAGCAGGGCGUUGUGUGGCUGGCGUGGCCGCUGCCUGCGCAGGAACGCAGAGACGGACACCUACCUGCAUCUCAGCCCACUGACCCACAGCAUCCAGGAGCAGGGCGGCCGGCUGCUCGUGCGGGGCCAGCUCGGAGCGCAGGACCUGCCGAGGCUGCGGGAGGAUUUCCAGUGCCAGUGCUACACUGGUCACCGAGGCGAGGACUGCUCUCUAAAGGAGCCCGGGCGCAACAGAGCCUCCUCGGUCUGGCGUGUCUGGCUUCCCAGUCUCAUACUCCCACUCUUACUGCUGGCACUGCUGCAUUAAGGCCUGGAGCUAAGUUUGGGUGGAAAUGUGGAGGAAGACAGUCCUCUUAACUCUCUGUGAUCGGGGGGAAGAUUUAAUAUCGCUCAGGCCAGGAGUAGUGGGUCCCUUUUAUGACGUCAGAGGGAGAAAGCCAUUGUGCGCCCAACCACACCUGUGACUGGCGAGUCAUUCAGAACCAAAGAAUGCCAGAUCCCCCAAAAGAUGGAAAUACCUUGUGAAAAUGAUCUGCUGUGUGUGUGUGUGUGUGUGUGUGUGUUAGAAAUGAUUAAGAGUACUUUAUAGUCACCUUAGUACCUUUUACACACUUUGGUGAGUUAAGUGUGUGUGGUUGUGUCUGUGUGUUUGUUUCAGGAUGUUUUUCUUAAGGCCAAAAGAUCCUCUUUGGGGGAUCUUCAUCUUUCCCCUCAUUUUCCUCUUUGGGGGAUCUUCCUUUUCCAUAAUUUCCCUGUUAAAGGGAUCUUCAUCUUUUACCUCAUUUGCCUCAUAUUCAGAUGAGCUACAAAGUGAGCCAAAUUCAGCCAUGCACCCAUGAAACCCCUGCACAGAGGCAGCCAAGUGCGCAGGAGCCAAAACCUCAACAUAUACCAAAGGAGCUACGCAAGAGAGCGGCUUCCAUCCAAAGGUGGCAGGGUUCAGUUCCCUACUUUUUGUUCUCUGAAUGAAAUGUUUGGCUAAUGGUUUAGACUGUGCAGAGCACAGUAGACUGUUGAAGGGACUAUGCUAUAUGUUUUUUUGUUAAUAAAUAAUAAUAUUUUAAACUCUGAAACUAUUUCUGAGCAGAGCAGACCUCUUCGUGCAACUUUCCAUGUUUAUCUCUCAGUGGAGAGAAUCUGCAGCAGGAAUACACUUUUAAUUCGUCCUCAGAUCACUUAUCUUUACAGCAUUGCAGUGUCUUUAUUAUGAAAGAUUUGGAUCAAGAGGUAAUACAUUUGGAAAACAAACACCGAUGUGGUCCAAUGCAGGAUAAAUCUGUGUAUGCUGAAUACUGUGUUUCAGUAUAGUAGUUAGUAUAAAAUUCACAUGUAGCUGAAUCUAAAAUUACAGAUAUCUAAUAUAUAUGUUCAGUGCUGUGUUAACUUGCCUUCAGGUUCAUCAUAAUUUAGUUUGGUGCCUUGAUAAUCCAAAUUGCAACACGUACCUUGAUUACACAGAGAUAACUCUAAUGAGUGCUUUUGAACUAAAAAAGGUUAUGCAGGUAUCCUGCAUUUAUAUUUUGCAGCUUUUAAAAUCACCUAAAAUAUUUGACAGAUUUGAGAUCAUUGACAUAGUGAUCAUUUGUGUAUGUCACACCAGUGUACUGCUUAGCUGUAGUAAACGGACUGAGGAAUAUCGCCCACACACAAAUAUGCAUACCCCUUGAAUUUAACAUUUUUACUUAACUUUCAGUUUAAACACGGUUAAGUCCAUGUGCAAUCCCAAUUUACUGUACAAGUUCAGCACAAGUCAUAACCUCUGUUUCAAUUGGUCAUGAACACAGAAUAUUCUUUUUGUGUUUUAUUUUUUAAUUUUUUAUUAAAAAAACUUGAAAUGUAAAGAGGUUCAGCACACUUUUAUUGUUUUUGUUAAUUUGCUAAUCAUGCUGUUUGGUUUUUAUUACCUUCCAAUGGAAGAUUUAUUUUUUUGUAGACUUUUUAGAUUUGGUCAGAUAUGAUUGUGUUGAUAUUUUACCACCAGCAUUGCUUAUGUGUCGUUGCCAAGCAGCAAAAUGUAUUCUGUUUUCACCUUGGAGCCUUCUCUGAUGUGUUGGAAUGGAACAAAAUAAAUGUUUAUCUUGAUGGUAUUUACA
Messenger RNA from Clupea harengus (Atlantic herring), 3518 nucleotides. It is a transcript of the gene hyal2b, whose product is annotated as hyaluronidase 2b. Gene Ontology annotation, biological process: carbohydrate metabolic process; hyaluronan catabolic process. Lineage: Eukaryota; Metazoa; Chordata; Actinopteri; Clupeiformes; Clupeidae. Gene Ontology annotation, molecular function: hyalurononglucosaminidase activity; hyaluronoglucuronidase activity. Gene Ontology annotation, cellular component: cytoplasmic vesicle. The record is from RefSeq and is a predicted model, not a curated record.